UUUUUUUUUUCUUUUUCACUUGUAACGUUUGUAGCUUUCUUCAACUAAGGUAUAUAUUAAAAUUGAACUAAUAAUAGUUGAAACUAUUCUCUAUCAAUUGAAGGUUAUCUAUAUUUCUAUUUCUUAUUCUUUAGGGUGUAGUCAAAUCUUAAUUAUGAUUGAGCUGUGCUACUAUUGUUUGGUUGUAUUGUAAAGUUAAAAACUUCAAAAUUUUCUCACAGUUUUUAAUUUCUUCAAUCUUUUUCCAUGUUCAAGACACUACAAUUGAAGUUUAAUUCUUUUUAAUAAAACUUCACAUUCAGCUUUAUCUAAAUAUGAAAAUAUAACUAUUGCUAUGACGGCAAAUUUUAGAUAAAACUCUCGCUGAUCAAGGGAAUGAUGGUGAAACCUUUAGUUUUUAGUUACACUAUGCAAUCUUAUAUCCCAAGGCAAAUUGAAGAGGAAGAUUCAGACCUAUGCCUUGGGAGAUUUUAAGUUAAGAGGAGGCGACUAGGGGAGGUUUCAAUAUUUCUCAUAAGUCGAGUAACUCAAACAUAUGUUAGCACAUGCAAAGGAAGCAAAUAGCAUGGUUGUCAAAUUAUUAAUUCCUCAUGAUGAAAUAUGGGUAUAGGAAAUUUUUUUCCCUUUUUUCCUGGGUUAAUGAGCAUGGAAGCUUAAUCAUAGGAAAAGAUACAUCUCUUUGAAUCUUGAUGAGAUAAUUUUAGAAGAAAUAAUGUUGGCUGUUUAAUAGAUAUAAAGUAUAAAUUCUGUGUUUGUAUUUAUUGACAGAAUUAUAUGCUUUUGGUGUGGUUCAUUUCUCUAUUUAAUUAUCUGAAUGUCGCAUAUUAACUUGACAUAUCUUGGUUGAUCAUUAUGUUUUCGAAGUAAAUGUUUAUAGGUUUGCAAAUUCCAGAAAUGCUAACAAGGUUGCACAUUGGAUUGUCGAGCACCAAAAAUGAAUCUUUGUUCAGAUGAUUAUGUUUGUAAUCCACCUUUGUAGUGAUUGUUAUAUAUGCAUUGGAAUUGUUAACUCAACUACUCAAAUAGCCUUAAUGCAUAUGAGUUAAAUGAUUAUAUUGUCUUUGCUCAUGAUUAGAUUAACUUGAUUAUAAUCUUUGAAGUGCUUAAAGGAGCAAAAAGACUCCUGAGUUAAAUGAAAAACAAAACAAAUCCACAGCGAAGUGCAGGACAUAACUCUUGUAUACUUUAAAAGAUUGGCGGUGACUUUAACUUACUGAAGAAAAAAAAAAUCCUAUCAACAGCAAUGUUGCCAAGACAAGCUCAAACCAUAAAGAAGCUGUGGGAAUUUGCUACCCAAAACUCUUCUACAUUCUCAAUUGUUGGAAAUAAAUUGAAGCAUCAAUGUGGCUCCUACUCUACUGGACAGACUUGCAGAGAGCUUCCAAGGAAGCUCAAGAAAGCAGAGCGGAAACCAUGGGUGACAAAUAUUAAUGAACUGAAGCGUAUUGCUAGAACAGAAAGGAAAGAAAGACAAAUGGUGCGGGAAAGGAUUCUACAACCUCCUGAAAAUGGUUUAUUGGUUAAGGAACUGAUUCCAGUUGCUCAUCAAGUUUAUGAUGCCCGAACCAAACUACUCGCUUGUGUUUUGAAGGUUGCUGAGGGUAUUGCCAUAUAUUCAUGCAGUGUGUGUGGAGAAGUUCACAUUGGCAAUCCACCACAUAAGAUCAGAACAUGCAAUGUUAUGGGUAGCGCAGCUAGCAAAGAGCACAGUUGGAAAAGAGGUGCUGUUGAACACAUCUUGCCUCUUGUUGAAUCUUUUCAUCUCUAUGACAGGCUAGGAAGAGCUGUUUCUCAUAAUGAACGGCUCCAAGUGGAUCGAAUUCCAGCAAUUCUGGAAUUGUGUGUCCAAGCAGGCAUCAACUUCUCUGAGUAUCCUACUAGGAGAAGAGUCUUUCCUGCUUACAGUAUUUCUGGUAGGAUAAUAGACUUUGAGAGGAGAUUCCCCAAAGAAGAUGCACCUGGCAAAGACAUUAAUUCAUGUGGGUUUUGGCAGAAGAGAAACAAGACUAGUGGUGAUAGCAAGUUUGUAGACCUGCAACCUGGUGAUCUACAAGGUAUUGCGGUCUGUGGGAUGGAGGCAUGGAAGAGAAUGCACUCAGGAGCCUCUAGGCUUAUGCAAAAAUAUGCUGUCCAAACUUGUGGAUACUGUUUAGAGGUCCAGGUGGGGCCUAAAGGUCACAGGGUACGGAAUUGUCAAGCUUACAAGCAGCAGAUGAGGGAUGGGCAGCAUGCAUGGCAGGAGGCAACAAUUGAUGAUGUAAUUCCUCCUGUGUAUGUGUGGCACAUACAAAAUCAUCAAAGUGGGAAACCUCUAGUAAAUGAGUUGAAGAGGUACUAUGGAAUGUUGCCUGCAGUGGUGGAGCUGUUUGCACAGGCGGGUGCCAGCGUGCCUGAUGAUUACGCUGGUAUGAUGAGGGAAGAUGUUGCAGUGCCUGAAUUGGAUGAAGAAAUGUUGGUUGUUUAAGCAUUGCAUUGAAUCUGCAUACAUGCUGUGGGAUAACUGAAGGUUUCUGGAGCAACUAUGCCUUGACAAAGAAAGAUCUUUCUUGGGGAUCAUAUUUAGAAUUGGUAUAUGUGUGGGAAAGACUAUAUCUGGUGGUUGCAAAGAGAUGAUAAAAAGUUCCUGCUUCUUCAAGUUUGUCACAGAGUUUUCUUAUAACAGUGAUCAGCUAACGAGUGGGAAGGAAACUCAUUGUACUUUUGAGAGUGUUCUUACAGGCUCUUUAUUCUUGCUCCAUGGGAAGAGUGGAAACAAUGCAGCAAGAGAAAAAAAUGUGACUCGGGAAUUUCUAUCAUCAAAUCAUUGAUUGAAAAGAGAUGCUGUUCCACUUGCCGUGAGAGAAGUAAACUUCCGCAGCUUAGCAAUUACAAACAGCACAUCAUACAUCGAAGAUCUGACCUAGUCUGAACAUGGCAUUAAUAUGAGAUUCCUUGUAGAAAUUAAACUGUGAUUCUGUUUGAAUGAUCAACUUCAAUCAGCACUCUUAGCUAAACAUUCCAUUUGGAAUAAGAAAGCACCAUUCAGUUGAUUAUUGUAAGAUGAAAGAUAGCAUAUUUGUAUAUCCUUUUAACUAUUAUGGUUUCAUAUCAACCAUUAUCGUCCCUUGAAAUGGUCAAUUGGUAUCGACAAUUAUUCCCACUGAUUGAGGGGAAUUUUUGUUUUUUUCUC
Messenger RNA from Theobroma cacao (cacao), 3169 nucleotides. NCBI's taxonomy places the organism in Eukaryota, Viridiplantae, Streptophyta, Magnoliopsida, Malvales, Malvaceae. The record is from RefSeq and is a predicted model, not a curated record.